This is a messenger RNA of Panicum virgatum (switchgrass), 1805 nucleotides long. Its product is annotated as basic blue protein-like. NCBI's taxonomy places the organism in Eukaryota, Viridiplantae, Streptophyta, Magnoliopsida, Poales, Poaceae. The coding region runs from base 88 to 495 and encodes 135 amino acids. Gene Ontology annotation, cellular component: plasma membrane. The record is from RefSeq and is a predicted model, not a curated record. The transcript has 2 exons. Gene Ontology annotation, molecular function: electron transfer activity.
CAACCUGCCUACCUCUGCUCAUCGUCUCUCUUUUUUUGCUGCAUUCCUACGAAGGAACUCGGAGACGAUAUUCCUCCUGAUUUAGAAAUGGCACAAGCCACCACCAGCAAUGGCAGCAGCCUUUUCAUGGCUCUCACUCUCAUAUGCGUCAUGGUGGUGGUUGCACAAGGCAACGACGGCGGUAAGGCGGCUGCAGACUCAAGGCUGUGGCCUGUCGGCGACGGUGCCGGCUGGAGCGUCGGCGUCCUUGGAUGGCCUAAUUACAAGCCCUUCAAGGCCGGCGACGUGCUCUUGUUCAGUUACAAGCAUGGCGCCCACAACGUUGUGCAGGUGAACACCGUGGCGCAGUACAGCAUGUGCGAGGUGCCCCGCAACGCCACGGUCUGGAGUUCCGGGAACGACCGCAUCACACUUGCCCGUGGCAUGUCCUUCUUCGUCUGCGGCAUCCCCGGACACUGCCAGAAAGGCAUGAAGAUCGCUGUGACGGCAAGAUAGACAGCAUACAGAUUCAGUCAUCGAGGCCGGACCGGGUCCUCGAUCAUAAGUAACUUUUAAGUCGCAGUCAAUUUUUAAUUUAAUUUGUUUAAUGUAAGCGGUGGCAUGCUGAUGCAUCAGUUGCAAUUAAAAAAGCCAUUCUGAAAAAAAUCAAACAUCUUCUGGACGAACUAUUAUUCCUAGUUGGAAAAUUCCAUUGUGAAAAGGCCUGAGCUUCAGGCAACCCCUACGAUAGUCGCGAAAUCCCACUGCCAUGACUUUGGCUGCAUGUGAAGAUCACAUAGAGCAGUCACAUACAGCAUCGAUGAAAUUCUGGUCUUGCAUGGCAGCAGGUUUCCGGGUUUUAGAAGCCAGAAAAAUAGACCCGGCCAGGUCACUAUCCUGAGCGACACAUCGUGUUUCUGCUGUAUCCACCCCUCAGCUCUAUUUCUCCAUUAUUGCAAGGAAAUAAAAGGAGCCUUGUAAUAAAAGGAGACCAAAACACAAAACGUAGAGUAGCUAUAGCCUAUAGGCGACUAUUUCCUUGUAUAUAACUCUCUUUUUUAGUUUAUACAAAUUGAUCUCACUAGGGGGGUUGCUUUCUCUUUGUAUCCCGUCAAAAAUACUCCACCCAAAUGGUGUCGUAGUGAUGAGGACAUCAUAGGCUCAGAUAUGACCUUGUUAACCACUUCAAAACUAAAGGUGAAAGCAUUCCAUGUGAGCUUUAUAUUUGGUAGAUUUUAUGGAUUGAUGUUGCACCUUAAAGUUUGUACAUUUUCCUUUUCAGAAUUGCUUACAUGGAUCAAUGGAAGGUUUGAUUGCAUAGUGAAAAUAUGGAAGGAAAAUGAAGUAGAUUGGGGACCAAGUGCAAGUGUUCCUAACGUCCUCCAUCAGGCUACCAGUCACUUUUGGUGCAAGGAAUUAAAGAGUCCAAGUCCAACACGUCCUGGAGUUGGAUUCGGACUGCAGGAGCUGUCUGCACCAAAAACGACACCCAAGUCACAAAUGGACUUCGUUUUGGGCGUUCCACAUAUGGAUGGAAAGAUAAGGAGAUAAGCUUUCCAAUGGCCCCAGUCCCAUGCCUAAAUUCAUAAGGAGUUGACAGUAAUUACCAGAAGAAGUCACCAUACAGAAUCUGUCAAUUGCUGCACUGUCGUCAAUUGUAGGCCCAUGGGCCGUGUAUCAUGUGGGGCCCGAUAGGGGUGCGUCCUAGGGUUGUGGACGACCCACACCAUGUCCAGGUCUUCCCCUACCCUCUCAUAUACCUCCAUAGCCACCACAAAGAGAUUGGGUUUUGUUUUCGUCGAGUUAGCCAUUGCUAUCGCCUUUCA